Ochotona princeps (American pika) is the source of this 2089-nucleotide messenger RNA. RefSeq names its product thiosulfate sulfurtransferase like domain containing 2 (gene TSTD2). The coding region runs from base 142 to 1647 and encodes 501 amino acids. The record is from RefSeq and is a predicted model, not a curated record. Lineage: Eukaryota; Metazoa; Chordata; Mammalia; Lagomorpha; Ochotonidae. The transcript has 10 exons.
GGCGGGGCUCGCAGGACCAGGGGCGGUAACCGGAGCCAGGCGGAGACACCGGGGACGAAACAACAGCUCGGGAAAGAAGCAGGACUGCCGGGACGUACUUAAUCGUGAAGGGACUCGACCACACGACUGACGUUCGACCAGAUGCCUUCCUCUGCCUCACCAGAUCAGGGAGAGGACCUGGAGGCCUGUGUGUUAAGAUUUUCUGACCUGGAUUUGAAAGAGACAAGUCUUAGUAGUCCCAACAGCAAUCUCAAAGCAGAGCUGGAUGGCAGUACCAAAAAGAAAUACCCGUUUGCAAAGAAAAAGGCUUUCGCCCUUUUUGUCAAAACCAAAGAAAUUUCGACACCUUUUGAAGGUAAAGAAAAAUGGUGGAAAUGCUGUCAACAGCUGUUCACAGACCGGAGUAGCAUCCACAGACAUGUGGCCACACAGCAUGCUGAUGAAGUAUACCAGGAGCUUGUGUCUGUUUUAAGGCAGCUGGCUGUGACCCUGAGCGCCUCAAAUAGCCUUAUAUCUGCUGGCCAAAAGAACCCUGAACAAGAGUACCUUGCUCACAGCCAUGAUGUGUCCGCCUGGCUCCCUGAUACAAGCUGUGUCAGCACUGAUGAGCUGAUCAGCGGCCAUGGCAGUGAUGAAGGGGAGGUGCUGCUCUACUACUGCUACUGUGACCUGGAGGAUCCCCACUGGGUCUGUGCCUGGCAGACAGCCCUGUGUCGGCAACUGCACCUCACGGGCAAGGUUCGAAUCGCUACAGAGGGGAUCAAUGGGACAGUUGGUGGAAGCAAACUGGCCACCAGAAUGUAUGUGGAAGUCAUGCUUUCCUGCCCUUUAUUUAAGGAUUAUUUGUGUGAAGAUGAUUUUAAGACCAGCAAAGGAGGAGCUCACUGUUUCCCAGAGCUACGCGUUGGUGUAUUUCAAGAGAUUGUGCCCAUGGGGAUCAGCCCAAAUAAGACCUCCUACAAACAGCCCGGAAUCCAUUUAUCUCCAAAAGAAUUUCAUAAAGAAGUACAAACGUUUUUAUCUCAGGCAAAUCAAGGACAAAGUGAUACCAUUCUACUAGAUUGCAGAAACUUCUAUGAAAGCAAAAUAGGACGGUUCCAGGGCUGUUUAGCCCCAGACAUCAGGAAAUUCAGCUAUUUCCCAGACUAUGUCGACAAAAACCUAGACCUUUUCAGGGAGAAGAAGGUGCUGAUGUACUGCACUGGGGGCAUCCGUUGUGAACGGGGUUCAGCUUACCUCAGAGCUAAGGGAGUGUGCAAGGAGGUGUUCCAGCUCAAGGGUGGCAUCCACAAGUAUCUGGAAGAGUUUCCUGAGGGUUUCUACAAAGGGAAGUUGUUUGUUUUUGAUGAACGUUAUGCCCUGUGCUACAACAGUGACGUCGUGUCAGAAUGUUCAUACUGUCGAGCCCCGUGGGACCAGUAUAAACUCUGCUCCACCCCACAGUGUCGCCAGCUUGUCUUGACCUGCCCUGCCUGUCAAGGACAAGGAUUCACAGCCUGCUGUGUCACGUGUCAAGACAAAGGGGACAGGAAGGCUCCAGACUGUGCCCAGCACAACUUUAAGGAGGAAUGUGAGUGCACAGCCCAGCGGCCACGCAUACCAAGGGAGGUCAUGGCAUGCAUGUCUCCUGGUGGGCCAUGCUCAUAAGAACGGCCCCCUGGGCCCUUUCCCAGGCCUUCACAAAGUGGGGUUGGAGCAGCUCACCACACAUAGGGGAACGUCAGGCUACAGAAGCAGACAAGUCAGCAACUUCAUUGCAGGCUUACUGGUUACCUUAUUGACUACCCACACUUCAGAGGGUGGAGGGAGGGAGUUGGGUGCUGAGUGCUUAUUUAUCUGGAUUCAUACCAUGCUAGAGCACAGAGAAAGGUGAGCCAUAUGAGAAUCGUGGAGCUGCUGGGGUGGCAGAAUGAGGAAGCUGUGGCUUUAGGACUGAUUCCUAAACCAGGUCACUCGGGUCGCCUGCUGUCUACCCUGCCCACACCCCCAGCCUUCUUUUCUCUACCAGCCUUAGAAAAUUUGCAAACUGGCAUUUGGCCAUUUGGCCCAUCUCCUAUUUUUAUAAAUAAAGUUUGUUGUAACAGCCUCA